AGCUGUUUCUUAUUUUUUAGCGAUAGCUUCUAAUGAUUAUAUUGUGUCACACGUCGAAAAAUAAGCAUUAGAACGAAUCAGUUAGUUGGGUGGAUUAGUUUGCAAAAGAAGCAUGUCGACGGGAAUACUUGCCGGGAAAGUGGCUCUCGUAACGGGUGCUGGAUCUGGAAUUGGGCGUGCCACUUGCCGACUUUUGGCCCGUGAUGGUGCAAAAGUGAUAGCCGCCGAUUGCAAUAUCCAGGCUGCCCAGGAAACGGCCAAGGAGUUGGGUGCCGAAAACUCGGCCGCCUUAGAAGUGAACGUCGCCUCGUCCCAGAGCGUCCAAUCAGCUGUGGCCGAGGCCCUGAAGAAAUUCCAACAGGCCCCCAGCAUUGUGGUUAACUCGGCUGGCAUAACCCGGGAUGGUUAUCUCUUGAAAAUGCCUGAAAAGGACUAUGACGAUGUGUACAGUGUGAAUUUGAAGGGAACGUUUCUGAUAACCCAGUACUUUGCCAAGGCCAUGAUUGAACAGAAUGUGAAAAACGGUAGCAUCGUUAAUCUAUCGAGUAUUGUGGCCAAAAUGAAUAAUAUUGGCCAGGCCAAUUAUGCGGCCACCAAGGCGGGUGUGAUCUCCUUCACCGAAGUCGCCUCCAAAGAGUUUGGCAAGUUUGGUAUUCGUGUCAAUUGCAUCCUCCCGGGAUAUAUCGAUACACCGAUGGUGGCCGUGGUGCCGGCGGCCAUCAAGGAGCAGGUCAUGCAAAAGUGUCCUUUGGGCAGGCUGGGUCAGCCGGAGGAAAUAGCCGAGGUCAUUGCCUUUUUGGCUUCUUCCAAGUCCUCGUACAUUAAUGGUGCUGCCAUCGAUGUCACCGGGGGACUAACAUAAGAAGUUCCUAUCCCCCUUUUUUUUUUUGGGAAAAUUUACCUUUUUUUUUUUGUAGCCAGGACAUUGCAUUUAUUCGUGAAACUAUCCUGUGAAAAUAUGUAUAUUUUUU
Drosophila bipectinata is the source of this 971-nucleotide messenger RNA. RefSeq names its product (3R)-3-hydroxyacyl-CoA dehydrogenase. NCBI's taxonomy places the organism in Eukaryota, Metazoa, Arthropoda, Insecta, Diptera, Drosophilidae. Gene Ontology annotation, molecular function: oxidoreductase activity. The record is from RefSeq and is a predicted model, not a curated record.